AGUUUUCAAUGGCUGAAGAGAAUUUGGAUUAGAUUAUAGAUAUGCCGGAAUAAUCAGAUAUGAUUAAUGAUGCAAGAACCCAAGUUUUUAAAUUUUCUAUUAUUUUAAAUAGGCGAGAUAUGCAGUGGAACAUUUCAAGGUAGAAUCGUAGAUUUCGAAUUACAUAAAGAAAUUCUUUGAUGAAAAAUAUGGUCCUAAUUGGCAUUGUGUUGUUGGUACACAUUUUGUAAAUAAAUUUACAAGGAAAACACUUUAAUUCUUAUUCAUCUUACGAAAGCAAAAGAUAUAUGUUUUUUUAUGAAGGAUAAAUGGCAAUUUUACUUUAUAAAAUGGGUUGAAG
Paramecium octaurelia is the source of this 340-nucleotide messenger RNA. Lineage: Eukaryota; Ciliophora; Oligohymenophorea; Peniculida; Parameciidae. The record is from the annotation of a GenBank genome assembly.